Molecule: messenger RNA, 861 nt
Organism: Thlaspi arvense
Lineage: Eukaryota; Viridiplantae; Streptophyta; Magnoliopsida; Brassicales; Brassicaceae
Source: the annotation of a GenBank genome assembly
AUGUCCCGUGAAAGAGUUCCUUUGAUGGAUCUGAAACGAGCUUAUGAUGUUGAAGAAGCGGUUUCUUUACCAAACACAAACCAAGAUGAUGAUGAUGAUCUUUGGCCUUUAUGUGAGAUUGAUACGAAAAAGGGGAUAUUCCCGUGCUGUAUCGUCUGGACUCCUCUCCCUGUUGUCUCUUGGUUGGCUCCUUUCAUUGGUCAUGUUGGUCUUUGCAGAGAGGAUGGAGUCAUUCUGGACUUUUCUGGUUCUAACUUUAUCAAUGUCGACGAUUUCGCAUUUGGUCCUCCUGCUCGGUAUCUCCAACUCGAUAGAACUCAGUUCUUUAUCAAAGAUAAGACCUUUUUGAUCAAAGAUGAGACCCUUUUGAUCAAAGAUGAGAGACAUUUCUUCUUAUCUUUAACGAUGUUCACUGGAACGAAUGUGUGUGUUUUGUUGCAGUGUUGCUUGCCACCAAACUUGGGUGGGCACACGUGCAAGUAUGGAUUCAAGCACACCGAGUUUGGAGCUGCGGUUACAUGGGAUGAUGCGCUGAGCACGAGCGCACGUAGCUGUGAGCAUAGAACCUACAACCUCUUCACCUGCAACUGCUAUUCGUUUGUUGCAAACUGUAUGAACCGUCUUUGCUAUGGUGGCUCAAUGGAGUGGAAAAUGGUGAACGUUGCUGCUCUAAUUUUGAUGGAAGGGAAAUGGGUCAGCGCCGGAUCGGUGGUCCGGUCAUUUCUGCCGUGUGCUUUGGUCACGUGUCUCGGUGUUUCGCUCGUCGGGUGGCCGUUCCUGAUAGGCCUCUUCUCAUUCUCGCUGCUACUCAUCGCGUGGUUCAUAAUUGCUACUUACUGUUUUAAGAAUAUAAUCUGUUGA